AUGACAUUACAAGAAAAGUCUUACGAGCACCAUAUUCAACUGGUUUCCGCUGCUUUGAACUCCGCAAAGCGCUACAAUGUGUCCAUCCAGACAAUCCAACUCAUCGAUCUAUCGCUUCCCAAUGAUACCCCAUGGCGACGACCACCACCACCCUCCCAUAUGUCUCUGGCCGUUCUUCUCACAGACCUGGUGGAGCACGCCUCGAGUGUACGGCUUCUCCGAAGUCACUCAGCUUUGGACUUGUUGUCGCAUGCCAAGCUGAACAUCCAUCAGCUAGAUUUGUGUUCGAUCAACGUGAAGCGAGUGUCUCUGGAGAACUUUCUUCACGCCAAUGCCGAGUCAAUACGCUCUCUCAGUUUUCGUGACGUUGAUGUUAUUGAGCCAAAUCGACUGGAAGGUGCUACUUUAACCCCAGCAUAUAUCCGCAGCAUGACCGAUGUACCAGUCAAGAAGACAAGCAAACUCUCCUGCCAGUGUUCAUUUCAAGAAGGAUGGAAAUUGUUCUUCGAUCACGAUGGUCCUCUUUCUGUUCCGAGGGUCACUAAAAGGAAACGGUGUGCCCAAUAG
This is a messenger RNA of Penicillium arizonense, 567 nucleotides long. RefSeq lists its product as uncharacterized. The record is from RefSeq and is a predicted model, not a curated record. The transcript has a single exon. Lineage: Eukaryota; Fungi; Ascomycota; Eurotiomycetes; Eurotiales; Aspergillaceae. Bases 1 to 567 code for a protein of 188 amino acids.